UUCGGCCAUUUUAUUUUACACCUCUUUGUCAGGAAAGAGUUUAAAUUCAAUUUAUUUUCGGUAUAGAAUGACUUUAUUUCAUUUUGGAAACUGUGUGGCUUUAGCGUACUUUCCUUAUUUUAUUGUCUACAAGUGUUCCGGACUGUCAGAGUACAGUGCAUUCUGGAGAUGUGUGAAGGCAGGGGCUGCAUAUCUCGUAACACAACUUUGUAAGAUGUUGGUACUAGCAACUUUCUUUCCCACAUCAGAUGUUUCUGCAGGUCAUAUGGACUUCAUAGGGGAAUUUCUUAGAUCCACCGUAGACUUUGCAGACCUUGUAGGCCUUCAUUUAGUUAUGACUAAAGUUGCUGGCAAAGGUGAAUUGAAGGUUUUGGUGGCUGGUGUUGGUUGGGCGACAGCUGAGCUUGUGAUGACUCGUCUUGUCCCCCUGUGGGUCGGUGCCAGAGGGGUUGAAUUUGACUGGAAAUACAUACAAAUGAGUUUUGAUGCUAAUGUCAGCUUGAUUCAGCAUAUAUCUACAGCAACUCUUGUUUGGUUAUGGAGUAGGACAGAUCUGCAGAAAUCGUUCCUACCAAUAGUUAUGGUUUUCAUGUCUCUAACAUGCUACAGGCCUCUCCUUAUUGAUGUUUUGAGCCAUGUUUUGGGAAUUCAAUCCUGGAGCCUGCUGCUGUUAAAAACAACUUUUACCUCCUGCAUUGGAAUUGUUGCACUUCAGCUGUACCUGACCCUAACUGCUGGGAAACAGAUCAGGACUUAAAGAGAUACUAAUUACUGAAAAUAAAUAAAUAUCUACCAUGUCGUGAAAUAAAUACCUGUUCUUCAACCCUGCAAAAAUAACCCAAUUGUGGAAUGGUCUUAAAUUUUUGUUUCGCAAGCACAAUCAAGUUCUUUGAUAAAUUCCAGAAAGGCCAUAGAUUUAAACUUUAAUCAGUCGUUCUCCUUUGGCAAAGACAUCACUCCUCUUGGUGAUCUGUUUGAUCUUUUUGUAUUAUUAUUUAUUAGUAACAGAUGAGAAUAAGACCACCUUUAGUUACUUUAUACCUCACAGAGGAGUAUUUCCAUGAUUUUAGUUUGAACAUGUCUGGCGAACCAAAAACUGUGACAAACUCAAAAUGAAAUAAAAUGUGAAUUACUAGAAGUAAAUAUUUAAUGCUAUUAAAGCUCUAGAAAAUUUCCUUCCAGAAAUGUACAGUCACAAGUUUUACUGUCGAGGAUUGUAAGGUCGCCAAAAGUUUAGGAGUUUUAUUCAGCUUUUUAAACACUUUACACAGUAAGCUCAAUAUACAUCUUCUCCACACUGUUCACUAUAUAUUUCUAAUGGCACUGACAAGGAGAAUUUGUUUGACAAUCAAAGGAUUCUUUAGUUGAUGAUCACUUCCUUAUUUCUCAUGGAUUUUGUGUUUGGUUCAGCAGCAAUAUUGUGAGGAGAAAUUAGAUGUUAGUCACUCUUAGGGUUAAAAAUAUAAUUCAGCUUUUACUUGUCCUAAGGUACUCUGUUUAAUUAAAGAGUUACUGUGUCUGUUUGUUAUUUUUUGUUGAAACACCAAGGUCUGCUUAACACCAAAAUGCAUCUAAUAUCAAAUUUGUAUCAGAACUGUGAAUUCGGUUUCUUUAAUUAGGUCAAUUAUAGGUGUGAUACUUGGUGUUCUUAAAAUAUUCUUUUCUUGUUUCUCUUGUGGAAACUGGAUAUUGCUUAUUCCUUUAAAAUUGAUUCUACCACAGAACUCCAUUUUGUUUUUUUUGUUAGUAUUAAAGUACUAUCAUGACUAUCCCAGCUCAGGCACAUGACAUCUUGAAUUUUAGUAACUUUUAUCCCCUCUUCAGAACUCUUUGGACAUCUUCACUGAUGUGAAAAAAGGAAACAUCUUUACCUUCUUUCUUUCUCAGUCUUUCAACUGUUAAACUUUUGUCUCAUGUGGUUGAUAACUGAAGAAGCUGUACAGCAGUACAUAAUCUUUUCACUUUGUCAGGCAUUGUAGCACAUUUUGUGUGCUAAAGUGGAGAUUCAUUAGAGCAAAAAUGCUCAUAGGAUUAUUCUGACUGUGUUAUUGUCAUUUUUUUUUUCCAGUUUUUAUUUUAUUAGUGCCCUCCAAACUGAUAUUAACAGUAAUAAAGUUUAUGUUGUUUGGCAUAUAA
This is a messenger RNA of Stylophora pistillata, 2136 nucleotides long. RefSeq names its product BOS complex subunit TMEM147. NCBI's taxonomy places the organism in Eukaryota, Metazoa, Cnidaria, Anthozoa, Scleractinia, Pocilloporidae. The record is from RefSeq and is a predicted model, not a curated record.